Metarhizium acridum CQMa 102 is the source of this 1266-nucleotide messenger RNA. RefSeq lists its product as uncharacterized. The record is from RefSeq and is a predicted model, not a curated record. Lineage: Eukaryota; Fungi; Ascomycota; Sordariomycetes; Hypocreales; Clavicipitaceae.
AUGGAAAACUUCCUCACUGGCUACUCCGGGCACGAGCACGAGCACCUCGCCGCCUUGAACGAAGUCCCGACUCCUGCACCACUUCUUUGUGAGGCGGACGCAGAGCUGUUUGCCUCGCUGGCCCUCAACUGUCUCCGUGUGUCGUUCAACUAUCGCCACUUCAUGGACGACGACAGCUCCGACGUCACAAAAGAGCCGGGGUUUCAGCUCCUGGACAGAAUCGUCAACAUCUGCUCCAAGUACAACACCGACUCGGGCCUGAGCAGGGUCCUGUUCUGGGAGUUUCGAGAUUUCCAGGGCCGUGCCAUUCAGCUGUGGACACCAGGCCCUAUGCCGGGAAUCCCGUCAUCGCGGCAUACAACCCGCUCAACGAGCCGGCAGACCCCCAGCACACGCGGCCCAUCUCGUGGUACAAUAGGGUGGAAGCGGCCAUUCGAGCCGUUGACCCAGGCCAAAUGUUGUUCCUCGACGGCAACACGUACCCCAUGGACUGUUCGGCAUUUGACGCUACAGACACUGCCAAACGCCGUGUACAGCUGCCACGACUACAGCAUGACGGGCUUCCCGCUGCCAGAACAAUACAAAGGAACGGAAGCGCGGGAGAAGAAGCUGCGAGUGAGCUUUGAGCGCAGAGUUAAGCUUAUGAGAGGGGCGGGCGUGCCGAUAUGGAACAGCGAGCUCGGCCCCGUGUACCGGGACCCGAGGACAGACGCGGACGCUGCGGAAACCAACGCCAAGCGCUUUGCCCUGCUGCGAGAACAGCUGGCUAUAUACCGGGCGUGCGGCGGCGUGUCGUGGAGCAUAUGGCCGUACAAGGACGUCGGCUGCCAGGGCAUGGUGUACCUCGAUCCCGAGAGUCCGCACAUGCGGCUCAUGCGCCCGUUUGUCGAGAAGAAGCAGCGGCUGGGUCUGGACUCUUGGGCCUGCGCCGGCAAGACCCAGCUCCACGCCCUGGUCUACCAGCCGCUCAUUUCCAAACCGAAGGACGUGGUUCCGGAGCACCUGCGCCAAAAGAAGUACCCCAAGAUUUGGACGUUUGACAGGCAAGUGGAGCGGGUGGCGAGGGAGUGCCUGAUGAGCGAGUAUCUCGGGUGGAAGCUGGCCGAGGCCUUUGAGGGCAAGACGGAGGAAGAGCUGGAGGAGCUAGCGGGUAGUUUUGCCUUGGAAAAGUGUUUGAGGCGGGACGGGUUGAGUUGGAUCCCGCAGAUGGACACGCGGGUGCCUUUGACAAAGGGCAAGAAGGGGGCAUCAGUAGAGCUUGGCUGA